CCAAAACGCUUCUGUCAAAGAAGAAAUAUUUUUCUUUACACAGAUCCUGACAAAGCGGUUUGGAUUUUAAUUCACAAAAUACAAAGAACCCCAUACCAACGAUGUAUGCUAGGACUAGUACCGGCAGUUCACAUGGAGAUUUUCCUGACAGAAACGGAGUGAAUUAUGUGACAUCGACAGAGUCUUUCGGCCAUUGCUCCCAAUUAUUCUGGAAAAAGGACCCACACGACUCGAGUUCGACCAUCAACUGGUGUGAUCAACUCCCUUCGUCGUCAGCUGCACUGUCAAGCUCCAGUCUCUCUACAGCCUCCCUCUCCAAUUCCAGUCUUUCCUUAGAAUCAAGAGCACCAGUACCAGCAACAUCCGCAUCAGAUGACAUGGAUUCAGACGAAAGGCCGUACGUCUGUGACUUGUGUAACUGCGCCUACAAACACGCCAGCUCCUUGCUUAACCACAAGCUCACUCAUAAGACUGGAGACUUCAGAUGCGACUUUUGCAGCAAGCCCUACACCAACUAUAUGUCUUUGCGUAACCAUAUGCGAAUUCACGGUCAGAAGCGCUACAUGUGUGAUCGUUGUGGGAAGGCUUUUCGUUUGGCACGGUAUCUCCGCAACCACCAGAGGAUCCACGACGAUGGGCCCAACCGUUUCGACUGUCCUUCCUGCUCCAAGAGUUACAGGACAAUGCUAGAGCUAGCGCAACAUCGUUGUACUGCUGCAACACCCAGCCAGUCUGGCAGUCGGCGCAAUUUUGCGGCCACACCUCGCCGUCAGCAGCAGCGGCAACAGCAACAGCAGAACAAUGCUUCCUCCAUAAUGCAAUCACAACAUGGAGGACACAAUCAACAGGAACCUCUGCCCUCCCACUGCGUUUCUCCUAUGUCCCAAGGAGGCCAGGGUGGUGGCGUGACCAGCCAGUCUGUCCCUGACCCCCACCAGGGCCGGGCCAGCACUGUGUCGUCCCAGAGCAACCAGCCAAAUAUGAGGAGCUCAUCCUCCUCCAAACACAUCUCCUCCUCCAGCACUACAGCAACAUCUUCUUACUCUCUUCUCCAGCCCCUGGUGCCUGAGGUAAAGGAGAUGAGCUUGGGAUACACUAGGCUGAGCGCCAAUCUCAUGCCGAAGCACCAGGACACUUUCUCUCUGACCCCCCAGCGCCCCCUCACCACUAUCAACCCCAUUGGCCACUCCCUCCAUCCAAACGGAGCAACAACACUCAAGCCUUCACCCGUGCCACGCACCAUCCAGGCUAUGCCCUGGGAGCAGCGCUCACUCUACAAUCAAUAAAAUUUCAGGAACCAGCAUACUGUCCUUCCUCAUAGCUCAUCCAACACAACACUUACUCUUCGUCCCCCUCUCCCCCCCUACUUUUCCGCAACAAGGACUGAGGACAUCAACCACCAUUCGAAUGCCAGAUUCAGCCCCUUUUGGGACAUGCGUGUGGGAACGUAAAACAAAGUAAUUGAAAAAAUUAGAGUAAUUUGGAUUUUUUUACAUUUUGCCCCUUAUGUAUGCUCCAUACUACUUUUAAGUUAACAUCUGUAUUUCAUUAAUGACUCUCCUCACCUUCUUCUGAAAUUAUUCUUCUGAUAACUAUUAUUCAGACUUAAUUAUUCCAUUACCUAUUAAAAGAAUAAUUUCGAAAUUAAGCAGGUCAACAGAUUUUUCCCCAUUUUUUUCUUUUUAAGCAAAACUUCUACAAUUGGAACAAUGUUACUAAACCCUCUUUUUAUACUACUUGUCAUGAUGCCACAAUAUACAAUAAUGUACAUUAUGCAUAUCAAGACUACUUAAUGAAGAGUACAUCUUUAGCCUUACCCAUAGAUAAAUAUUAAAAAAAAACUGCUGUUUCAAAGAUACUUUACGGACUAAUUUGCCUCACUACAUCUUUUAUAUAAGAUGUACAUUUAUUUCAAGAUGCCUGCAUGAUAGUCACAUUUGGCUAGUGGCUUGUACCUAAAGUCCAAAAGAGUACAGUAUGUUACCUAUCAAAUUAAAGCACUGUAAGACAAGUUUGUUACUUGAUACACUUAUUUAAUAAACAUUGUACUUUUCCAGCCCCCUGUA
Syngnathus acus (greater pipefish) is the source of this 2066-nucleotide messenger RNA. RefSeq names its product zinc finger protein 646-like. Lineage: Eukaryota; Metazoa; Chordata; Actinopteri; Syngnathiformes; Syngnathidae. Bases 102 to 1286 code for a protein of 394 amino acids. The transcript has 6 exons. Gene Ontology annotation, molecular function: DNA-binding transcription factor activity, RNA polymerase II-specific; RNA polymerase II cis-regulatory region sequence-specific DNA binding. The record is from RefSeq and is a predicted model, not a curated record. Gene Ontology annotation, biological process: regulation of DNA-templated transcription.